AUUACCCAUUGAGUUUCUAGAUAUCUAGGUUUUACGUUUUUUUUAAAGACUGAUGCCCAUUGAUGUACUUUUAAAAUUACUCAAACUGGGAGAAACUGUAGCCCUUCACUUAAUGAUUAAUCUUGACUCAGGGCAUCUUAAAGACUUGUGUUCUUAAAUGGCUGCAAACAGUGAAGCAGAAUUAGCAGUUAGUGCAUCAACAAAUAUUGGUGAAAGCACAAAUGACUCUGACUAUUGUAUGAAGAGAUUCAAUCCUGAGUUAAUUCAAAUCAAAGCAGUAAAUGAAGAAGAGGUUUUAAGGCGAAUAGAUGCUUUUAUACGAAAUAAGCGAAUGGAGGUAAAUGAACGCAACAUCCGGGAGUUUAUUUCACCAGUUUUAGCAGAGUCUGAUACAAGCUGCGCUAGAACAGAAGCAAUUUAUGUUCACAGGGAAGGGGAAAAAAGUCACAUCAGUUUGAAAAAAGUAGAUAACUCUUACGGCCCACAAACUACUCGUCCAGCUGAAGAUGAGGAUUAUGACCAUAGAUCCUACAGACACUUACCUAUUGAUGUCCAGAGAGCUGACGCAGUGGAAGAAAGAUUACGAAACAUGGAAAUUCAUUUGAGUCUUGAUUCUGAAAGUACAAAUAUUUUUUCAAGGAUCAAAGCACUUGAGCAACGGAUCAGUUUUUUAGAAGGAGUAUCUCCAGAAUAUUUUACUCGAGGAGUUCCUGUAAUUAAUGAAAAAUCUCCAGAACAAUCCCUAGAUGAAAGGAGCUCUGUAGUUACAAAUGUCAAACAGAGUGAAAAUCUAAAUGACAUCAACAGGAGAAUCAGUCAGUUGAAACAAGUGCUGAAAAGCAAAGCUCACUUCAUCAAUUGUUAUGCAGACUAAUCAGCUUACAUAAUGCAAACAGUGGAUUGAUAGACGGCCAUAUGUCAUCUUGGCUCUUAGGUAGAGUCUUCUUCAUUUCUGAAAGGGGAAGAGAAAAUCAAAAGAUUACAGAAUGCUGGAACAGACAUGAAUGAAAUGCUAUCAUAUUAAAUAAGGAAGCUGUGUCGUACCUAUAUUAUCUCUUGAUGAAAAACACAGUUUAGAGUGUUGAGUGUACUGGCCUACAUCUGGCACAUCGCAGGCAGCGCAGUAAUGAGGUGUGGCGUUAGGGCCUCUGGGAUAGCCAUCUUCAUUUGGGUCUUUCAUGUAGCUUCGAGUGGCUCCUCCAUGAUGACUUAGCCUCUCCCUCCUCCAUAACAAACUGCUUGGCUCAAUAGCCAUUAUCUGUCAAUGUUUAUAUAUAAUGAUGCUUUAUGUACAAUAUCAUGUAAAAACAAAUGUAAUAUAAUUCAAAAGUAUUUUUCAAAGCUAAA
Messenger RNA from Biomphalaria glabrata, 1347 nucleotides. RefSeq names its product MAP3K12-binding inhibitory protein 1-like. Lineage: Eukaryota; Metazoa; Mollusca; Gastropoda; Planorbidae. The coding region runs from base 158 to 874 and encodes 238 amino acids. The transcript is spliced from 8 exons. The record is from RefSeq and is a predicted model, not a curated record.